This is a messenger RNA of Selaginella moellendorffii, 13119 nucleotides long. Its product is annotated as dynein-1-alpha heavy chain, flagellar inner arm I1 complex. The record is from RefSeq and is a predicted model, not a curated record. Gene Ontology annotation, molecular function: ATP binding; minus-end-directed microtubule motor activity; dynein intermediate chain binding. The transcript is spliced from 71 exons. NCBI's taxonomy places the organism in Eukaryota, Viridiplantae, Streptophyta, Lycopodiopsida, Selaginellales, Selaginellaceae. Gene Ontology annotation, cellular component: dynein complex. Gene Ontology annotation, biological process: microtubule-based movement. The coding region runs from base 109 to 13119 and encodes 4336 amino acids.
CUCAACCAGGUGUUUAUCCCCGUGCUCAGCAAGGAGGCGGGGCGGGGGGAGACGCAUUUCUGGGCCACCGAGGUGGCCGAGCACAGCGGAAGUGAGCUCCUCAGCAACAUGCAAAGGUUCCAAACUCAGGUGUCGACCGUCAAGCAGCUCCUGAUUGGUGACACGCAGCUGGCAAUACCUGCGCUGCCAGUGGAAACGUUUGACAGAGCGGAGAUUGACUUCGACCUCAUCCUUCAGCUCGAGACUGCAGUUACGGACUGGUUGCAGGCUCUGGAAGCACUAAUAGCUCGCGAGCUGAAAAAGGUUGUAACCGGGAAGAAUCCUCUGGCAGAGCUGGAGUUUUGGCGAGACAGGAGCAGCUCGUUGAGCGGUCUCUACCAGCAGCUCAACUCUGCCAAGAGAAAAAGAGUUCUUGCUGUUUUGGAGCAUGGCAACAGCAACUCGGAGCUCGUCGGGACCUAUAAAGCUCGCUUUGGCGAGCUUGCCAAAAUGUUUCUGGAGGCCAAAGACAAUGUCAAGUUCCUCACGACACUAGAGAGGCAUUUCAAGACUAUUGCUGGCGGGGCGCUGCCAAGGGUACUGGAGACAAUGAAUCCGAUGGUGAAUGCCCUUCGCAUGGUCUGGAUUAUCUCUCGCCAUUAUUCGGACGACGCACGAAUGGGGUCCUUGAUGGAGAGAAUUGCACACCAGAUUGCUGAAAAGGUUUCAUCGGAAAUAGACCUGAAGACACUUUUCACGGUGCCUGCUGAAUCUGCGGUCUCGAAGCUUACAAUCGGCAAAGCUGUGUUGGAUUCAUGGAGCGAAGUUUAUAUGCAAGUCCGUGAACGAAUUGAAGUUCAGGGUCGUGAUCCCAGGUGGGAGUUCGAUAGAAAGAAGCUGUUUGAGCGCACAAGCUACAUGGCAUCCAUUUGCAUUGACCUCUUACAUAUAGUUCAAGUUUAUUACGAUUUUCACAACUUCCUAGGGCCAGAGCUGAAGGCCGUGACCGGUGAUACUCAGGGUGUUGAUGCUGUGACCCAGAAAGUUGCUGCGAUGAUAGAGCCCGUGGAAAAGCUUGCAUUUGACGUGUUUGACAAAGCCUUCGCAUUGCAAUGGUCGGCCACAGUCUCAAACUUCAAUAUUGAGAAAGAAAAUAUUGAGCAUCUUACGAAAGCAUUUAUUGACACUUCCUUCAAGAAGCUGCGCAGUGCUGAAGGCGCUUUGGAGUUGCUUCGGAGUUUCAAAAACAUCAAGAGCGAAGGGACCAUCAACAAGCAGAUGAUGGAUAAAUUCAAUGACAUAAUUAUUCAAUUCACCAAGGAGAUUGAAAGUGCACGAGAAAUUUUUGACCGGCUCUCGUCUACCCCUCCAAGAACUCGGAACCAACCUCCGGUUGCAGGUUCGAUAAACUGGGCGAGGUCUCUCUUUGGACGUUUACGCAAAACAAUGCGGAAAUUCGAAACAGGUGGCACGGAUAUCGUUCAAGCUGCAUCAGGGCUGGAGAUGGAAAUACAUUAUCGAGCGUUUGCAAAGCAAAUGAUGUAUUUUGAGAAGCAAUGGAUAACGAAGUGGGCGGAUUCCGUCAACCACCACGCAUCGGUAUACAUGAAACAGUCCAUAUUGAGCAAGGGCCCGAUAGGGAAUGUCUCUAUCAAUUUUCAUCCAAAUCUUGUUCAAAUCAUUAGAGAGGCGAAGUAUCUGGACGCAAUGGGUUUUCAGCUUCCCGAAGUGGCGCUGAAUGUAGCACUCCAGGAAGAAAAGUUUCAAACGUGCAUCGAGAGCCUUCAGAAUAUGUUGCAGAGGUACCAUAAUGUCCUGGAGAUGUUGACGCCAGUGGAGUCGAAGCUUUUGGCAAUUCGUGUGGAUAAACUGCAGCAUGUGCUUGAUCCUGGCUACAACCAGCUAAACUGGAACUCGUUGGGCAUUCCGGAAUUUGUGGGGGCGUGCAUGAAAUCAGUCUACGAAUUUAAGUCCAUAGUAACCCAGGUUCAAAACAACUCGGCUAGCAUCGAGAAAGCCAUAGAAACCAUUGCCAAAACAAAGCUUUUGAACUUACCAUCUGCCACUGGGGAUGUCGAAAGCAUGGAAUUUCAGGAGAUGUACGAUUAUAUUGAAGAGCAGAGACUUAAGUCCGAGGAGAACGCACUAAAACAGUACCAAGGGAUCUCUCCUCUUCUGAAAAAACUGGAAGAAGUGGUGGUAGCAACAAACACGGGAUCAUCACCUGCGUUGAUUGACUACUAUAGUUUCUGGGAGCGAAAAAUCUUCAAGGCUCUCAACCAGAUGGUGAUCGGUGGGCUAGAUGCUCUUAAAGCUCUCUAUCAGAAGGUUCCUACUGUAAAGGUUUCAAGCAGUAAGAAACCGGAUUUUAUACGCUAUUUUAAACUGAACUGCUACUUAAAUAUCCCGGACAUAGUUGUGCAGCCAAGCUUGACUGAGCUGACCAAGCUGCUUACAAAUAUGGUACGGAGUAUCGUUGACUCGGCAAAGCCAUUUAUCAGGUGGAUGGAUGGGACUUGUUUGGAGACACCCGAGCAGAGAGUUGGCAGUGAAGAUGCGGAGCCUUUUAUCUUUUCAUUCUACAGCGACGUCUCGCUUAAUCCCAAGAUCAUAACAUCCAUGCUCACGUUAAAUACUUGCAUCGACAAAGUCUUGACUGGAGCGCACAAACAUUUGGAUCACUGGAGAAAGUUUCAACACCUAUGGAGGCAAGAUAAACUCACCAUUAUUGGAAAGUUUGCGUCCAAGAAUCCAACUUGUGCAAAAUUCGAAGAAAAGCUUGCUAAGUAUUACAAGGUUGCAACCGACAUCUUAGAGCUUCCUAAAGAGAAAGCUGUGGAGUUUCUCGUAUUUAACAGCCACCAGUUGGCGGCUUCUAUCAAUCAAGUAGCUCUUGGAUGGGUCCAAGCUAUUGGGAAUGAAAUGUCGAACUGUGAAAAGCCCCGAGUGACUGAACUCCACGCAAAGAUUGACUACCUGUUCAAUACUUUACACCUGCCUCCAGAGACCUUGGAGACUCUGAAAAUGGUCCUGAAUGUGGUUGCGGAAGUCCAGAGUUCAGGCAUGGUCAUGGAGUUAGAAUACAUGGACCUGGAAGAAAGAAACAGAACGCGGGAACUUUUUGGACUACACAACGAUCCAGAAGAAAAGUCACGUAUUUUAAGUAUCAGAGAGAGAUGGCUAACCUUGGAGAAAGAGUGUUCUCUGCUAAACAUUUCCUUGCAAGAAAUCAAACUGAAGUUCACUGAGACCACAAAGAAACAGGUUGUUGAGUUUGCCAAGGAAGUCUCAGGAUUUCGUGAUCAGGCAGUACAACGAGGUCCGGCAAAAGCUCCGGACCUAGAUGUUGGAGUGGAACUAAUGGAGACCGCGCAUGCCGAGUUGCUGAGGCUCCAGGGAAAUAGGGAACAACUUGUCCUAGCUCAAAAGCUGUUUGACUUGCCUAUAACACCAUACCCUCUUUUAGCCGAGGUGGAGACACUGUUGAAAAGCCUUUCACAAAUCUAUACAGUCUACACCGAUUUCAGAACAACCGUUGACAAUUACGCUAGCACUUUAUGGGUUGAACUGGAUAUCCAAAGGCUAGUAGCUAUUACUGAAGAAUUUACUGUUCGGCUGAAGAGACUGCGUACUCUCAAAAACUUUCAACCGUAUGCCCUGCUAGAAGCAAAAGUCAAGGGCUUUCAGGAUUCGCUUCCGCUUAUUCAAGACCUGAAAAGUGAUGCGUUACGAUCACGCCAUUGGGAAAAGCUGAUGGAAGUAACAGGAAAAUCUUUUGACAUGGAUCCUAAAUCAUUCACACUGGCAAACCUUUUCAGAAUGGAGCUACAUAAUUUUGCUGCUGUAAUCAGUGACAUAACGAAUUCAGCACAGAAGGAGCUCAACAUUGAAAUGGACCUGAAAAAAAUGGCUGAAAUAUGGAAAGAGCAGCAAUUUGAAAUAUUCAAAUACAACAAGGACGGCAUGGAUCGGGGCUGGGCAUUAAAAUCCACAGAACCUAUCGUUGUACUGCUCGAAGAUAUGAUGCUUAACCUUCAGAGCAUGGUGAGCUCGCGCUUUGUGCGUGCAUUCUUGAACGAAGUAAAUAACUGGGAGAGAAAGUUGAGCCUCAUUGGAGAGGUCAUCGACAUCUUAAUGCAGGUGCAAAGGAAGUGGAUGUACUUGGAAAGCAUAUUUAUCUCAGAUGAUAUUCGACAUCAGCUGCCCGAUGAGGCCAAGCGUUUUGAUAAUAUCGACAAGACCUGGAAGAAGAUAAUGAAUGAAACUGUUAAAAAUCCAAAUAUAGUGGAUGCCUGCACGGCACCAGAUCGGCUUGCGACGCUCAAUGUUCUUUACACGCAGCUGGAAACUUGUCAAAAGAGUCUGACAGAGUACUUGGACACAAAGAGAAAUGCGUUUCCACGUUUUUUCUUUGUUUCUGAUGAUGAGCUUCUCUCAGUUUUGGGCAGCUCUGAUCCAACUGCUAUUCAGGAACACAUGCUCAAACUUUUUGACAAUUGUGCAGCUUUAGACUUUGGAGAGCGGUCAAAAACUGUUGUCGGGAUGAAAUCAUCUGAAGGUGAAACAUAUGCCUUACGGGCUCCUAUAUCAACAGAUGGGCCUGUCGAAGUUUGGAUGAAAAAGGUGGAAGCUGAAAUGAGGCGUUCGCUAUAUCAAAUAUCUAAGGAAGGUGUGUAUCACUAUGCCAAGGCAAGGCGUACCAAGUGGAUUACAGACAAUCUCGGUAUGGUUACCCUUGUUGGGAGUCAAAUAUGGUGGACAUGGGAGGUUGAAGAUGCUUUCAACAGUGUGCGGUCUGGUAACAAAAAUUCCAUGAAAGUCUUUAGCUUCAAGUUGACAGAUCAGCUUAACGAGCUAGUUGGAAUGGUUCGCUCCGAUUUGAGUAAUCUACAGCGAAAGAAGGUGAAUGCGUUGAUCAUUAUUGAGGUGCAUGCAAGAGAUAUAAUAGAUACGUUUGUCCGAGACAGUAUUCUGGACCACAGAGAGUUUGCCUGGGAGAGCCAGCUGCGUUUUUACUGGGACCGGGAGGUUGACGAUAUAGUCAUAAGGCAAUGUACUGGACAGUUUCUUUUUGGCUACGAAUACAUGGGUCUAAACGGAAGGCUCGUCAUUACUGCUUUAACCGAUCGAUGCUAUAUGACUCUAACAACUGCUCUUACUUACCGUCUUGGAGGCGCUCCCGCUGGCCCAGCAGGAACAGGCAAGACCGAGACGACAAAAGAUCUCGCAAAAUCUAUGGCGUUACUUUGUGUCGUUUUUAAUUGUGGUGAUGGUCUGGACUACAAGGCCAUGGGGUCGAUUUUCUCUGGUCUCGUGCAAUGCGGAGCUUGGGGUUGCUUUGACGAGUUCAAUCGCAUCGAAGCCGAAGUUUUGUCUGUCGUUUCUUCCCAGAUUAAGCAAAUUCAAGAAGCCUUGAAAAACAACCUCAAAAAGUUUCAAUUUGAGGGGAAGGAGAUAGCUCUUGAUUCGAGGACAGGAAUUUUUAUUACAAUGAAUCCAGGUUAUGCCGGCAGAACGGAGCUGCCUGACAACUUGAAGGCUCUGUUUCGUCCAGUGACAAUGAUCGUGCCUGACUUGCAGCAAAUCUGCGAGAUCAUGCUUUUCUCUGAAGGUUUUGACACAGCAAAAGUUCUAGCAAAGAAGAUGACUGUACUUUACAAGCUUGCAAGGGAGCAACUGUCCAAGCAAUACCACUAUGACUUUGGCCUUCGUGCCCUGAAGUCAGUGCUAGUAAUGGCAGGGGCAUUGAAACGUGGUGCUCCUGACAUGAGUGAACAGCUGGUGCUUAUGCGAGCACUUCGUGACAUGAACCUGCCGAAGUUCAUAUUCGAGGACGUACCGUUAUUCCUUGGUCUUAUUAACGACUUGUUCCCUGGCCUGGAUUGUCCUCGUGUGCGCUAUCCGUCAUUCAAUGACAUUGUUGAACACGACUUGGAGGAAAAUGGCUACCUGGUCAUGACCGGUCCGAGUGAACAGGUUGAUAAAGUUAUUCAGCUAUACGAAACUAUGCUCACUAGACAUACCACCAUGGUUGUCGGACCAACCGGAGGUGGUAAGAGCGUGAUCAUACAAACGCUUGCACGAGCUCAGACUAAACUCAAUUGUCCAACCAAGUUGAGCAUUAUAAACCCAAAGGCUCAGCCUACGACUGAGCUCUACGGUUUGAUGGAUCCUGAGACUCGAGACUGGACGGAUGGUCUACUUUCAAAUAUAUUUCGAGAAAUGAACAAGCCUCUUGCUCCAGAUAGAAACGAUAGGUUCUACCUCGUAUUCGAUGGAGACGUGGACGCUCUGUGGGUAGAGGAUAUGAACAGUGUGAUGGAUGACAACAAGCUGCUCACUCUUCCGAAUGGAGAGCGAAUCCGUUUGCAGAAUCAUUGUAAGCUGCUUUUUGAGGUGUCGGAUUUGCAGUACGCUUCACCAGCUACCGUAAGUAGGUGUGGGAUGGUCUUUGUCGACUCUAAGAAUUUGGGAUUCAAACCGUAUAUUUGGAAAUGGGUCAACAAACGAGCCAAUAAGGAGGAAGCUGGAUUAUUGAACGAACUAUUCGAGAAGUACGCACAAAAAUGCAUAGAAUACGUGCUGGAAGGCGUAACAGAGGAGGAAAUCACUUCUCCUUUGGUAUUGACAAUUCCGCUUACCAACCUGAAUAUGGCUGCUCAACUGUGCACUCUUUUAGAAGCUAUCCUGACAGAAGAUCAGCCUAUCACUGCUCCACAGGUGCUUGAGGCUGUGUUUAUUUUUUCUUUGGUAUGGUCAAUAGGGGCCGGAGUGGUGCAGUCCACGGCAGUCCGUGACCGAGAGCGUUUCGACAAGUUUAUCAAGUCUUUGGCUCUAAUUGGAACAAGUACUGCGGAUCCCCUCCCACCCACACAAUUGCCGGCAGAAUCCCUCUACGAUUUCUGCUUCAGUGUCAAGGAUCUUCAGUGGCGAUCAUGGAAGUUGAUGGUCCCGGAAUAUGAGCCUCCACCUGAUCGCGUGUUCAGCAAAAUCUUGGUUCCAACCAUAGAUACCGUGAGAUCAACGUGGCUUUUGGACACGUUCAUGGAGAUUGGCAAAGCUGUUCUCUUCGUUGGAGAAAGUGGAACCGCUAAAACCGUUAUCAUACAAAAGUACUUGGGCGCUAUGCCGACAGCUAGCACGCUGAUAUUGAGCUCGAAUUUUAGCAGUCGCACCACAUCCAUGGACGUGCAGAUUACAGUUGAAGACGUGCUAGAGAAACGAACCAAGGACAUUUACGGGCCUCCGGUUGGAAGGAAAAUGAUACUGUUUAUUGAUGACAUGAACAUGCCUAGAGUUGACACGUAUGGCACUCAGCAGCCGAUUGCAAUGCUGAAGCUGCUGAUUGAGCGUGGAGGUAUAUACGACCGAGGGAAGGAACUCAACUGGAAAUUUAUCAAAGACGUGCAGUAUGUUGGCGCAAUGGGUCGUCCUGGAGGUGCAAGGAACAACGUCGACCCGCGAUUUAUCUCCCUCUUUGCCGUCCUGGAAAUACAGUUUCCAUCCAACCAAUCCUUGUCGCAUAUCUAUAACGCGAUUUUGGAGGCUCAUGCCAAGAAUCUUGCGUCCGACAUUAAGGUUAACGAAAGUACUCGAGUCAUAACGGACGUCACCUUGGAACUCUACAACUACAUACUUGAUCGGCUUCCUCCAACACCAUCGCGCUUCCACUACAUCUUUAAUCUACGAGAUUUAAGCAGGAUAUACGAGGGACUCUGCCUGUCUACCCCGGACACAACGAAGAAUGCCGCACAGAUGGUGCGGCUAUGGAGGAACGAGGCACUGAGAAUAUUCUACGAUCGUCUCAUCUCUGACAAAGACAAAGAGAUUGUGGAGAGUAAGCUCACGGAAUUACUCAAACUCAAGCUGCCAAAUUCAGCAGACUAUGCUGCGGGCAAUCCUAUCCUGUAUGGUGACUACAAGAAUGCUCUCAAGGAAAGUGAAGUGCGGCUGUACGUAGACGUUGGAAACUACGACGUAGUGAAGCCAAUAUUUGAAGAAAUCCUGGACGAAUACAGCUUGACGAACAAGAGAAUGAACCUUGUCAUGUUCAAGGACGCGCUGGAGCAGCUGACGCAUAUUCAUCGGAUCAUGCGCCUUGAUCAGGGGAAUGCGCUCCUCGUCGGCGUUGGCGGCAGUGGCAAGAAGAGCCUGUCUAAGCUGUCCGCCUUUACGGCUGGAUGCAGCAUUUUUGAGAUAACUCUCACCAGGGGAUACAACGAGGAAACAUUUAGGGAGGACUUGAAGAAGCUGUAUAACAUGUUAGGCGUUGAGAACCGUUCUGUAGUCUUCCUUUUCACGGAUGCUCACGUUGUGGACGAGGGUUUUCUUGAGCUUGUAAACAACAUGCUAACUUCUGGAAUGGUACCCGCACUCUUUGCGGAAGACGAGAAGGAUGGAAUGAUCGGCCAGAUUCGAGAUGCUGUCACCGCUGCUGGAAUCGUCGACACCAAAGAAAACUGCUGGGCCUAUUUCAUUCGUCGUUGUCGCAGUAACUUGCAUGUCACUCUGGCAAUGUCUCCAGUUGGUGAACUUUUGAGAACCCGCUGCCGGAACUUUCCUGGCAUGGUGAACAAUUGUGUCAUAAACUGGCUAACACCAUGGCCUGAAGAAGCACUUCACUCUGUGGCUACGGUCUUUCUAUCGGAGUUAGACCUCCCGGAAAACCUGCGCCCCCAUAUCCUAGAGCAUAUGGUCAUGGUUCACCAAUCUGUGUGCAAGGUGAGUGCAGAUUUUGAGCAGAAAAUGCGUCGCUACAACUAUGUCACGCCCAAAAACUUUCUCGACUUUAUUGAAAACUAUCGGACGUCACUCGUCAAGACCAGGGUUAAUAACAGUGAUAUGGCUGCAAGACUGAAUGGUGGUCUCCAAAAACUGAUUCAGGCGAAGGUUGAGGUUUCAGAAAUGCAGAUUACUCUUGCGGACGCGAAAAUUGUUGUUGAUGCCAAGACAAAGGAAUGUAACGAGCUUCUCGAAGUUAUCAGCAAGAAUACCGCUGAAGUUCAGACAAAACAAGGCAUUGCAAAUGAUAAAGCCGUGGAUUUAUCCAAGCAAAGUGAGGUUAUAACAAGAGAGAAAGCAGAGGCAGAGGUAGCUCUUGCGGAAGCACUACCAGCAUUGGAAGCAGCUGCUGAAGCUCUUAACAGUCUUAAAAAGGAAGAGAUUACCGAGAUUAGAUCUUUUGCCAAGCCUCACAUCUUAGUGCAAAAGGUGUGCGAGUGCGUGGUUAUCUUGAGGGGCAUCAAAGACGUGUCUUGGAAAGGUGCCAAGGCAAUGAUGGCUGACAACAGGUUUUUGGCCACGUUAAUGGAGUUUGACAAGGAUUCCAUUACCGAGAAGCAGAUGCGAGCUCUCAAGGAGUACUUUAAGGAUCCAAAACUGAAUUUGGACGAACUAAGUACCAUCUCCACAGCCGGAGCUGGGCUUCUCCGCUGGGUGGUUGCCAUGGUAAACUACUACGGAGUAGCAAAAGUUGUGCAGCCCAAGAGGCUGGCGGUUGCCAAUGCCGAAAAGAAUCUAAAGAAUGCACAGAAGGAGCUUGAGAAAAUACAGGAGGAGGUGAGGCAGCUUUCUGAGCAGCUGGGAGCUCUUCAGAAGCAAUUUGAGGACAACACAGCAGAGCAGCAAGCACUUAAGGAGAAAGCAGACCUCAUGGAGAAGCGUUUGAGCGCUGCUGAACGUCUUAUCGUUGGCUUGGGCUCGGAGCACGAGAGAUGGUCUCGAGAACUGGGCGACCUUGCUGUUGCUCGAGUCAAGCUGAUUGGAGACUGCCUCGUCACCUCCAGCUUCCUGAGCUACUGCGGGGCAUUUACAAUGGACUACAGGACGGAGCUCAUUCAAAAUAUCUGGCUCGCAGACAUCCAAUCCAAAGAGUUGCCCUGCACAGACCCUUUCUUCCUAGAGAACAUUUUAACGAGUGAAGUUGAGAUUAGCAAGUGGAACAGCGAGGGAUUGCCAUCGAAUGAGCUCUCCAUUCAGAACGGCAUACUCACAACAAGGGCGUCCCGCUUUCCUCUUUGCAUUGACCCGCAAAUGCAGGCCAUAUCCUGGAUAAAAAAGAAGGAGGGCAAGCAGCUUGAGGGCCGGGUGAAAACCUUCAAUGACUCUGACUUCGUGAAGCAGCUUGAGAUGGCAAUCCAGUAUGGGUUUCCAUUUAUGUUUGAAAAUGUGGACGAGUAUAUAGACCCUGUCAUAGAUCCGGUUCUAGAAAGAACAUUCACAUCUGCUGGUGGUGCAAGGAAAAGUGUCAAGCUCGGGGAUAAAGACGUCGAAUGGGACGACAACUUUAGGCUGUAUUUAAUAAGCAAGCUUCCGAAUCCUCACUAUGGCCCAGAAAUAUCCGGAAAGACUAUGAUCAUCAACUAUGGCGUCACUGAACAAGGGCUGCAGUCGCAGCUGCUAAAUGCCACGGUAAGACAUGAAAGGCCCGACCUUGAGGAACAAAGAGAAGAGCUUGUGAGGGACACUAGCGAGAACAAGGCGCUGUUGAAACAGCUCGAAGACACCCUUCUGCGGGAACUAAGCAAUGCCACGGGUAACAUUCUGGAUAACGAGGAACUGCUGACAACUUUGGAAAACACGAAGCUUAAAGCAUCUGAGAUUUCUCACAAGCUGAAGCUCGCCCGGGAUACGUCCGUAGAGAUCGAUCAACUGCGCCUGAGGUACUCCCCGGCUGCCAAGAGGGGUGCCAUCCUCUUUUUUGUCAUGUCCGGCCUCUCCGCUAUCAACAACAUGUACGAGUACUCGCUGGCAUCCUUUCUGCAAGUGUUUGAGAUAUCACUGGCCACGAGCAAGCGGGAACCCACACUAGACUCGCGGCUACGCAGCAUCAUCGACGCUGUCACAUACGACGUGUACAAUUAUACGUGCACGGGGCUGUUUGAGAAGCACAAGUUGAUGCUCUCCUUCCAGCUAACAACCAGGAUCAUCGACGGGGAGACAGGAAUGGAUCAUGCUCAGCUGCAGUUCUUCCUCAAGGGCAACCUGUCUCUGGAGAAAUCGCCCCUGCCAAAGCCACACGACUGGUUUCCGGACACGGGGUGGCAAGAUGUCGUGGAGAUGAUGGAACUGGGCCCGCAGUUCAAAGCUCUAGUAGACCACUUCUCGGAGAAUGGACCGGAAUGGAAGUCAUGGUACGAGGAAGAUCAGCCAGAGAUGGCAUCCAUGCCAGGACAAUUCAACGACAAGCUCAAUUUUUUCGAGCAGCUCUGCGUCUUACGCUGCUUCCGCAUCGACAGGAUCACGGUCGCUGUCACGCGGUACGUGAUAGACCGGAUGGGAGAGAAGUAUGUCAUGCCUCCGGUGCUCGACUACAAGAGCAUACACCGCCAAAGCUCGGCAUUGACGCCCAUCGUCUUCAUUCUUAGCCCUGGUGCUGACCCAGCUUUCGACGUUUUCAACCUGGGAGAGGAGAUGGGGUUCAAGCCCGGUGCAAAGCUCAAGUAUAUGGCUCUGGGACAGGGAAUGGGACCAAAGGCUGCAGAGACACUCGAGUCGGGCUCCGGCCGUGGCCUGUGGGUCAUGCUUCAAAAUUGUCAUCUGCUCCCGUCCUGGCUAAAGACGCUGGAAAAGAUCCUUGAGAAGAUAACCAAACCUCAUCCCGAAUUCAGGCUUUGGCUCACCACGGAGCCGACGUCAACUUUCCCUCUUGGCAUCCUGCAGCGCAGCUUAAAAGUUGUCACGGAGCCCCCCAACGGGCUCAAGCUCAACUUGAGAUCAUCGUACGCCAAAAUCACCGAAGAGAUGCUUGCCGACUGCCCACACUUUGCUUUCCGUCCGCAGGUGUUUGUGGUUGCCUUUUUCCAUGCAGUGGUGCAAGAGCGGCGAAAGUACGGAAGGCUUGGAUGGAAUGUCCCUUACGACUUUAACGAGACCGACCUUCGCAUCAGCCUGUUGCUCAUCUCCACGUACCUGCGGAAGGCUUUUGAUAACAGGGAUGACACCAUACCAUGGGGCACACUGCGCUACCUCAUUGGUGAGGCCAUGUAUGGAGGGCGUGUCUCGGACUCGUUCGACCGGAGGAUCUUGAAAACUUACCUGGAUGAAUACCUGGGGGACUUUUUGUUUGACAAGUUCCAUCCCUUUUUUUUCUACACCAAAGACGAUGGCUCUGGCUAUAUGCUUCCUCCUGCAGGGCCCAGAGAGAACUACACCAAUUACAUUGACUCCCUACCAAUAGUCCAGACGCCCGAGGUGUUUGGUCUCCACUCCAAUGCCGAUAUUAGCUACUACACCAAUACGACCAAGAACCUGUGGAAAGACCUUGUGGACUUGCAGCCUCGUGGAGGGGACAGUGGAGGCGGGGUGAGAAGAGAGGACAUCAUUGAGCGUGUGGCGUCAGAUAUACUGUCCAAGCUUCCUGUGCCUUUUGAUCUUCCUGUGUUGAAGAAAAGAUUUGGAGUCCCUACGCCCGUGCAAGUUGUGCUUCUCCAAGAGAUUGAGAGAUGGAACAGGCUUAUUACCAGCAUGGCAGAGAGCCUUCGAAAGCUCAAGAAAGCACUUGCUGGAGAGAUUGGGAUGAGCAAAGACUUAGACGAGCUCUCAACGGCUUUGUUUAAUGGGCAGCUUCCAAACAUGUGGCGCAGGCUAACCUCUCAGACAGAGAAGAUGCUUGCAGCUUGGAUUGUGUGGUUGUUGCGGCGAGAUCAACAAUACAAAAAUUGGGCCGAGCACGGGGAGCCGAAAGUUAUGUGGCUGUCGGGCCUCCAGAUUCCCGAAACAUAUAUUGCUGCACUUGUUCAAACUGCGUGCAGGGACCGCGGUUGGCCACUAGACAAGUCCACUAUCUACACUAAGGUGACCAAGUUCAAAAGCAUUGACGAAGUCCCGGAGAAGCCCAAGCAUGGAUGCUAUGUCACUGGCCUCUAUCUGGAAGGCGCCAAUUGGGAUCUGGAAAAGUCUGUUCUCAAGCGACAGGAUCCAAAGCAGCUCGUUGUCGAGCUGCCAAUAUUGGAAAUCAUUCCCAUGGAGGCCAGCAAGAUCAAGCUUCAAAACACGUUUAGAACGCCUGUUUACGUCACACAGGCACGCCGAAACGCUAUGGGCGUGGGACUCAUCUUUGAAGCGGACUUGGCUACUGAGGAACACACGUCACAUUGGGUUCUGCAAGGAGUUGCUCUGUCCAUGAACAUCGACCACUGA